CGCUAAGGCCUCCAUCCACCUCCACUCGAUUUCUUAGGUAGCCGCUUAAAGGUUGAUUUGGUAGACGACAACCCACGACUCAAAGCACGACAGAUCCAGCCCCCGACGAGAGAAGCGCAGACGACGUCGUCGUCUAUUCUAACCCCAUUGUCGACAAACUUCCGACAAUCGAGCCCCUCCUGGAACGGAUCCUUGGCCAGCCAAAACCCGAGUCUGGUUCGCACUCUUGAACGGGGCACUUUGGAAUCGUCAUCGAAUUGUUUCUGACCCCCCAAGUCCCAAACAACGCUCAUCCAUCCACCAGUAUCAAUGUCUGCCAGCCAAGGAGAUACUUAACCAGCCAGGCCCUCUUUUACUUCUUUAGACCAUGUUUGGAGGGUUGCACUUUGCGGCUGCCGCUCCGCAAAAGCCACCCAAAGAUGUGCCCCCGCCAACCCCGGUCAACCUUCCGAGCUACCUACCGCGCUUUGGCGGUCGCCAAGGUCGAGAUAUAGACCAAUGCGAUGAUAAUGAGGGUCAUAUCGACUCUCUCAAGGUCCCGCUUGUCAAGCUACUACGGACUAUCAUCAGGCCUGCGGAUGUUUCCGAAAAGCAUUUCGAGGCUCUCGGGGUCAACGUGGUGCCCAAUGUUGCAAUUCAAGAGCUGAUCCCGGAUACUUCGGUGCUGCCAGAUUUCACCGACUGGGAAGCCAUGGAUCAUGCUCGGGCCUGUGACAUAAAUCAGUCAACAAGAGUUCGCAUAUGCAACGGCAACAUGUCUCCCGGUGUAGAGAUCUACCAGGACCGCAUGAGGGAGCUCUCAACCCCCAAUGAGGCUGCUUAUCGUUCCGUCCGUCGCAUGAAGCCUAAACCCGGACAGCCCCAGGCCCGAUUGGGCAAUUCGUACGAGUUCUUCCGCAACCUCGAGGUCGUCUCGACCUAUUGGGACGAUACCUCAGCUGUACUCGCCGGAAAGGUGGCGAAUCCAACUGCCACCGCGCCGGCCGAAGGCAGUGGACAAGCAAAGGCUACGGAGGAACUCAUUUUCUUUCGCACCGGUUCAGGAGCUCAGAUGCCUCCAGAGUAUAGAAUUAACGUGACGAAUUCUUUUCUGAAGCUUGUGGCCUAUGACUUUGGAUGCAGCGUCACAGGACCAAGGACCGAACCCAGGCUUUAUCUCAACUCGCCAUCCAUGGUGGCUCCAGUCCCGGACACUACCAGCGACCCAAAGUCAACAAGUAUGCCGGAGGUUGCGACUUUGUCGCAAGCAGUGCCAUUGCCCGGGCCAAGCAGUUACUUCUCUUCGGAUUGCACUUUCAUUUUCCGCACUCCUCGGACCCGAGAGGCGGCCCGUCAAGGGCUCUGCGAGGGUCCGGUAGCGGCCGUCUCGGCUCGCCAUACUACGACAUUCCCCCCUAGUGAUCCGAUUAAUUCGAACCUGUCUCCACACCCAGACUCGGUCGUCGACCUGGCUCGUGAGAUCGUGGCUGCGCUAGUCACGGCACAACAUCGAGCGCGGGAAGGUCGCGUUGAAAGACGCAUUGGUAAGGAUUCUUGGUGGGCAACGAAAAAACGCUGGGGCGGCGGCACAGGUGGUCCCAUCGGACGCGAGGUUGAGCUGAGCUCAGCAACGUCGACUAGUAUAGGAACUGUAGAGGGAGGCGACCGGAGAAGCAGUGGCAGCAGUAAGGAGAGGUCAAGGCUUGCAGCAUCACUAGUUGAGCCAACUAAGCCAACAGUCGCAGGAGAAGAGCCAGCUCGACUUGGCUCUGAUCUCAACAGCGAAACUGGCCCGAACCGCAAGAUUCCCGGGCCGGUUAUUCGUGCCGCGUCUCCAUCAUCUUCGCCCUCACUAUCAGCAAGUGGUCGCAAAAGUAUACACUCCACGCCAUAUCUAACGCCCCGGGUCCGCACAAAGAGCCGUCGGACAACACUGGCUAUCUACGACAGCUACCGCAUGGUACGGCCACCCGCGGCGGCGUGGGAUCCAAAGACUCGGUACAGCCCCAUUGGUCGCAUUCCUGGCGCGGACUUUGACGACAUUUUUGUUGUCAGUGCCCUGUUCCAUCACAUCUCCUUCCUGCGCGUUCGUGUGCCUACGCGGCUGCUCGAGGUGCUUGAUGGGGCACCUGACAAUUUUAUGGACAAGGGCUCUACUGGCGGAGACAAGGCUCACAGUUGGGGCGGGCUUAAUGUCUAUCGCACGCAGUGGUACGACUUGUUUCUCGCCGAUGACCGUGUUGCUGCUAUGAAGGUUGUAUGGUCUAUGAUGGCGUAUCUCAUGCGCGCGACUGAUGGCGGCAGUGGUGACGAUGUCAAGAUGACUGGCACGUAAACGAAUCAAACCCCAUGCUCCUUUUGGCUGGGUUGCCAAGGUCAUGGCCUAGAGAUGAAAAGGGUGCUUAGCUCCCUAGGAUAUUUUAGUUCAUAGUGCUGUCUCGCAUACGUUUGCAGCGGGAUGAAUACAUUUUUGUGAAAGCCCGUA
This is a messenger RNA of Pyricularia oryzae 70-15, 2464 nucleotides long. RefSeq lists its product as uncharacterized. The transcript is spliced from 2 exons. Bases 368 to 2314 code for a protein of 648 amino acids. Lineage: Eukaryota; Fungi; Ascomycota; Sordariomycetes; Magnaporthales; Pyriculariaceae. The record is from RefSeq and is a predicted model, not a curated record.